AUGUCCAAUUCACUUAUUGAUUGGUUGGAGAGCCUGGAGCUCUCUCAGCCCAUCGUUUGUCUAGAGACCGACUUCGCCGAUGGCUUCCUCUUUGCGGAGGUCCUACAGCGCCUCUCCCUCCUCCCUCACUUGCAUGGGUUCCAACGAGGCAGCAGCAGCACGAAAAGCAGCAGCAGCGGCAUCAACAGCAAUUGCAGCAGCGGCAAGAGCAGCAGCGGCAGCAGAGCAGCAGCAGCAACAGCUCUCAGCAGCGCUUUGACAGCAGAAGUGCAGAACUUCACUCUUUUAAAAAAUGCGUUGGCUAAAGUUGGAAUUCGCCUCAGCGCCUCUGCGAUGCAAAAUAUCACAAAUUUCAAGUCAGGGGCAGCAGCAAACCUGCUUAAACAAAUACGACAAGCAGCAGAAAGCAAAACCUUUGCUGCUGCUUGUGCCCCUGCUGCUGCUGUUGCUUCAUCGUUCAGCAGCUGCCCCCAGCCAGCCCCUCUGCAGCGGCAGCUGGGGGCUCCACCCCUCAGCAGCCUGAAUUUGCCGUCUUCGCCUUUGUCUGGUGCCUCUGCUGCUCCACUCAAAACCCCUAGCAGCAGAACUCCAUUGCUGCAGGGCGGGUCUGAACCCGCUGCUACAGCUGCUGCUGCUGCUGCUACAGUUGGUUCUAAUGGUGUUGGUGCAGCAGGAGUAGCAUCAGGAGCAGAAGGGAAAGGAGAGAUAUAUGGUGUGCAGCACUCCAGUGUUCGAGCUAAGCCGAAGGGAAGAAGUGCUGUGUUAGAGUGUAUCGACAGCUUUGAGAUGAAUUUGCAGCGACAGGGUUUAGGGAGCCCCUCGGCUGCUGUGGAUUUAUCUGCUGCUGCAUGCGGCGAGGAGGUGGAGACGGUGCUGCAGCAAAUGAAAGGAAAGCUCCCUUCACUGCAGAGCCAACAUGAUUACAAUCAACAACUGAUUUCUCGCUUGCAUACAGCAAGACAAGCACAGGAGGCUGCUUCAUAUGAACGCACAAGGCGUCGCCAGUUGCUGCUGAUGGAGCAGACAAAGCGCUGCAGAGAGGCUCUCAAUAGCCGCGUUGCUGCCGCUGCUGCUGCUGCUGCUGCUGCUCCUCCCCCUGCUGCUUCUUCUGCAGCAGCAGCAGGAGGAGCAGGAAGCAAGCGCCCUCUCAGCAGCAGCGCAGAAUUGAAAUCCACUGUACGCAGAGCAAGGCAAUAUGAAGAAGUGCUGCGGCAUAACUUGGAAGUGAAGCAGCAACUGCUGCAGCAGCAAGAAGCGAAGCGUUUGGAGGUGCAGCAGCGGCACAUGCAGCUGCAGCAGCAAACUCGUAGUAUCCUAACUGCAGCAGCAAUUGAAGAGCAGACAAAGAUAUGCAGAAGUGUAAACAGCAUUCGCCAAUCUUUAAAGCGCUCUCGACUAAUAGCAGAAUGCGAGCAGCUAGCCUAUCAUAUUGUAGAUAUUGUCUUAGCUGCCAGCAGCUACAAAGAAAAAUAUAAUACGAUAACAAUACCCCCGAGGGUGUGGCGUUCCUGGUUAAUAGACUUCGUUGCUGCAGACCCCACACAGCAGCAAGACAGCAGCAGCAACAGCAGCAGCAGCAGCAGCAGCAGUAAUUAUCCCUCAUUGCCGGUAUUUGUGCAUAUCCCUGCUUCCCCUCCGGGUGUACCGACAGCUCUGCUGCAGCGCAGCAGUGCAGCAGGCUCUCUUCCUGUUUCUUUUCUAGGAGAUAUUUUUGAUUAUUUUAAUUUAAAAGGCGUCUGGGCUGUCGAUACACAGCGCGAAAUAUUCCCAGGGGCCCCAACUCUGCCGCCCUUUGAAGACUUCAUGGCUUCAGUGCUGCGCCGCAGUGGAGAUAAUGAACAAAAUGCUGCACCUGCUGCUGCUGCUGCUGGUGGUGCUGCUGCUGGUGGUGCUGCUGCUGGUGCUGCUGGUGGUGGUGGUGCUGCUGCUGCUGGUGGUGCUGCUGCUGCUGGUAGUGCUGCUGCUGCGGCGCCCGUUGCACACAAUCCGCAGCAGCCUCAGACAACUCCCAGAGACGAAACAGCGGCAGCCACAGCAGCAGCAACAGCAGCAGCAGAAUCAGCAACAGACGGGGCAGCAGGAGGAGCGCCGAGCGCAGAUGGAUCUUCGCUAAGUGCUGCUGGUGGUGGUGGUGCUGCUGCUGCUCUAGCAGCAGCAGUAAGCAGCGUUGGUGCUGAUGCUGGCUUGCAAGAGGAGCCUCGUUUAGAGGAGUUGGGUUUAUUUGUUAGCCGUUUGCUUGACCUCAGCAGAGCAGAAGAAGCUGCUGCUGCUUCUAUUGAACUUCCUGCUGCUGCUCUCCGCCUUAUAAUAACAGGGAAGCCACAGAGCGGGCAAGAGGAGUUGGCGCUGCAGUUAGCUGCGCAUUAUAAACUUCAAAUCAUUCGGUUAGAAGACAUACUCCAAGAAGCAAUUGAAGCUGCUGCUGCUGCUGCUGCUGCUGCGGAAACUGCUGCUGCAAAUGCAGACUCCUCAGCCGCUACAAACAGCAACGCGGAGCAAAAGCCCGAACCUCCAACUGCAGCAGCAGCAGUAGCAUCAGGUGCAGCAGGAGCAGCAGCAGCAGCAGCAGAUGAAGGCUCAUCUUUAGCGUUAUUAGGGCAGCAAGCGAAGCAGCAUUUGCUGCAGGGGGAGCCUCUUCCAGAAGAUUUAUCUGUUGAUUUAAUAUUAACUAAACUAAAAAGCUUAUUUCCUCCAAACUCAGCAGACACCGCAGAAGAGCAGCUGAAAAGGCUCUGUCCGCAUGCAUUCAUUGAUAAGCCCCCAGCUCAACCGCCCAACGCCCCUGUACAAGCAGCAGCGAACAACAGCAACAGCAGCAGCAGCAGCAGCAGCAGCAGCAGCAGCAGCAGCAAGGGAGGCAGCAACAACCGGCGAAACAACAAAGGAGGAGGCAAAGUAAAUGGUAUUGCUGGCGAUCGCACAGCAGCUGCUGCAGAGAUGCAUGCGCCUUCUUCAGGUACUUUGCAAGAGGGUUGCGCUGAGGUGCACCUGUUGCUGGAUUUGCCGUAUGAAGUUUUAUUAGGGCGGUGGGCAGCAGCAGCAGCACCAGCAGCAGCAGCAGCAGAAGAUGAAGAAGCAAAGAAACAAACAGCAGCAAAUGAUGCUGCUGCUGCUGCUUCUGAAAAAGAAACAGCAGCAGCUGAGACAACGGAACGCCAAACCAGCGAAACAAAUUCAAACCAAAUUGACAAGGUUUUGAAUUUGAAGGUGGAGGCCCUCAAAGCCAAAGAAAAAACUGCAGCAGCAGCAGCAGCAGCAGCAGAGUGUGCAGGCGCAGCAGCAACACCGGCAGGGGCAGCAGCAGGCGCAGCAGCAGCCGGUGAAACAGAAGCAGCACCAGCAGCUGCAGCAGCAGCAACAACAACAGGGCCUGCAACAGCAGCAGCAGCAAAGGGCAGCGGAGCUCCAGCUACUUCCACCGACGGUAGGUAUUGA
Molecule: messenger RNA, 3435 nt
Organism: Eimeria acervulina
Lineage: Eukaryota; Apicomplexa; Conoidasida; Eucoccidiorida; Eimeriidae
Exons: 3
Coding region: 1-3435 (1144 amino acids)
Source: RefSeq, a predicted model, not a curated record